Messenger RNA from Sorghum bicolor (sorghum), 890 nucleotides. RefSeq lists its product as uncharacterized. The transcript has a single exon. Bases 138 to 665 code for a protein of 175 amino acids. Lineage: Eukaryota; Viridiplantae; Streptophyta; Magnoliopsida; Poales; Poaceae. The record is from RefSeq and is a predicted model, not a curated record.
AAUCCUUCUCCCAUUCUGCUACCGUCGCGUCGUACACCACCAUUUCCAUAUUCUACAGGAGAGGACAGGCGCUCUCUCACUGACGCAAGCGAAACGAGCAGAGCUUCGUCCACCUCUCAAGAAGAAGGAAGGAAGGCAUGGACCGCACCUACAAGGGCGGCAUCAAGGCGUACUGGAAGCGCCGGGGCUACUACCGCAUCGACGCCGCCGCCGCGCAGCGCCGCCCGCCGCUCCCCACCGCGGAGCUCGGAGGUGGCGGCGUCGCCCAGGCCCCGGAGGAUGGCUCCGGGCGGCGCCACCGCCGUCGCCGCGGGUGGCGCGUGCGGCGCGGCCAGGUGCUGGGGCGGCGGCUGCUCUCCGCGCUGUCGCCGCGCCGGUGGCUCAUGCGGCUCCGCGACGCCUACGUGUCGGCCAUGCUGCGGCUGGCCUCCUCCGCCGCCGUCGUCGGGUACGGCGCCGCCGGCGGGCCCUACUGCGCCAACGCGACCCACGGGGCCGUCGUCGCGCGGCCGGCGCAGCUCAAGGAGUACGACGAGAAGGUGCUGGUGGAGAUCUACAGGUCCAUCCUCGCUCGCGGCGGGCCUCUCCCCAUCGCCGCCGUCACUACCGACGGCGGCGACGGUGCGCCUGCCGCCGCCACGCUACGGCUACCUACGGCUGUUUGAGCUUGAGCGGAAGAAGAAAACAUGUAAUACUCUUCAUGUCGCGACUUGUAAUAAGCUGUGACUUUCUUGCGCCUCACAAGCAUUUCUUCAUUCUCAAUUCGAUCGAUCAUCAAGUCUUAUGACGAUAUUUGCACCGAAGUCUUAUACUAUGUUAUGAAUUAGUGGCAUGUUUGGAAUCCAAAGUCUGGUGCAUAUAUAUUUGCACCGCGGGUAACAGGUUCUGUA